AUGUCGUGCAAAACCGUAUUAUCAAAAGAAAUUUCUUCAAGUUUUAGAGAAGAAUUAAAAGCCACAAUAAAGUCUCGUGGGAUUAAACCAAAGCUUGUUGGAUUUCUUGCCAAUCAGGAUCCAUCUGCUGUAAAAUAUGCUGAAUCUACAUCGAAAACUUGUGAAGAAACUGGUGUAGUAUUUGAAUUAAGAAAAUGCAAUAGAGAAGAAUUAGAAGAUCAAAUCGUUGAAGCUAAUGAAGAUGAUAAUAUACAUGGUAUAAUGGUUUAUUAUCCUGUAUUUGGAGAUCAUGUGGAAGGAUUAUGUCAUAAAUACAUAUAUAAUAUGUAUCAUAAUGUCCGGUUUCUUGACAGGGAAGAAACGAAGAAAUGUAUCAUCCCCUGUACACCAUUAGCCAUAGUUAAGGUGUUAGAAUUCAUUGGAGUUUAUAAUCCAGUUCUUCCAUAUGGAAAUCGAUUACAUGGACGCGUAAUCACUAUAAUUAAUCGUAGUGAAAUUGUUGGACGUCCUCUUGCCGCUUUAUUAGCUAAUGAUGGAGGAAAAGUCUUUUCCGUAGAUAUUAAUAGCAUUCAAGAAUUUCAUCGUGGAACCGGUUUGAAAUUAAAGAAACAUGAGGUUCGAGAUACAAAUUUAAAACUCGAAGAAAUUGUACCAAUUUCAGAUGUAGUAAUUACCGGUGUCCCAACUCCUUCUUAUAAACUUCCCACAGCUUUAUUGCGUGAUGGGGUUAUAGUUAUAAAUUUUUCUGCAUUUAAAAAUUUCGAAGAUAAUGUUAGAGAAAAGGCGAGCAUUUACGUUCCCGCUGUUGGUAAAGUUACCAUUGCAAUGUUAGAAAGGAAUUUAUUGAGAUUAUUUGAUUAUAAAUCUCAGGAUUAA
Molecule: messenger RNA, 876 nt
Organism: Funneliformis geosporum
Lineage: Eukaryota; Fungi; Glomeromycota; Glomeromycetes; Glomerales; Glomeraceae
Source: the annotation of a GenBank genome assembly